Drosophila grimshawi is the source of this 1816-nucleotide messenger RNA. RefSeq lists its product as uncharacterized. The transcript is spliced from 3 exons. The record is from RefSeq and is a predicted model, not a curated record. Lineage: Eukaryota; Metazoa; Arthropoda; Insecta; Diptera; Drosophilidae. The coding region runs from base 691 to 1269 and encodes 192 amino acids.
CACGCCCCACUCCUGAUGGGCGUGACGCCCUUUCGCUUGAGUGCAAUGCAAGCCAAAGAAGUAAAAACUCGAAAAUAAUAGCAAAAGCAACUGCAGAUAUUCUAUAAAAGCCGAAGCUAACGAGAUUUGAUGAAUUGCAAGUCUUUGUGAAUAGAAGCUGCAAGAAAACUGUGCGUGAAUAGCAUCUCCAAUCCUCCACCCCAAAGCAGCCAAAUCCGUAGCGCAAAAAAAAAUCCCAUUAAGUGGUUUAAGCCAGUGAAAGAGCGCACAACAAGCAACAGCAUCGAGAAAUUCAGUUGACAUAAAGGAAGCCCAACGAACUAAAGCCAACAUCUACGCCAACGCUAACCCGUUCCCAGCCAACAAACAGGCGGACGGGCAUUCAGACAGUCAGCCAGACUAGCGGAGAGACGGACACUUAACUGGAUGAGCACAAAGCAUCUCGACGAAUUACUUGGCUGUUGCUGCUGGACGAACAUAAAUGUUGGGGAGGCAUCUUAAGAGUAUAACAACGAAAUUUAAUUUGACCAACGGUUUCCCGCAUCAAGACAGGAUUUAUUUAUGACUUACUUUCAAGCAGGUGCUAUAGUUGAAGUUUCAAGUCAGUCAAUUAUAGUAAGGGAGGCGGAGUCAAAGGUGGACGUUUAACAAAUGGUACACACAGCAGUUACACAUAGAAACUAAGAUUCGAUGAUGGAGCGACUCUCAUUUGCAGCACUCGGCUUGGCCAUAUUGCUGCACUCAGUAAUGGGCAUCUCGUACUACUUUGUUAAGGCCCGCUGCUCGCCGGCCCCCCUACUGGGCAGCUGGCUGUUCAUCGCUUGCAUUGGGGCCGUCCUACACAGUGUGCAUAUAUUUCCACAGUGGUGCCGCAACUGUUCUGCACUAUGUCGCCUGAUCAUGGAGACGGCCAUAUGCUGCUUGACGCUGGACGUAAUGCUGAGCAAGUUUUGGUGUCGCAUCGAAUCAGUGUGCCACUGUGCCAUUGUUGGCAUUCUCGGGCUUCUGGUCACAGAGAAGUGCACCUUUGAUUCCUGGGAAUAUUGGCUGCUUGGCGUGACCACCAGCAUAAUUGGGGGCUGUCUGCUCUGGCUUACGCUCUGGGCGACUGCAUUGACCAGCAAGAUGCGUCUGGACUAUUCCAAUUGGCAGCACAAAGUCUCACAUUUAGUUAGACAAACUAUUUACCAUUUUGUUUUCGGCCCAAUGGAUCUCCAGUCGACUAAAGUGCAAAAUUCAGAGGAGUGUGAGCAGAGUUUUGCCAGCUGAGCAACGCUUCCACGAUACUAAAUGCCAAUUUUAUUUAUGGCCUAAAUAUUAUUAAAAAUGAUUUGAACACUCAUCCAAACUGAAAUGAAAUUUUAUGACAAAUGAAUCUCAUUAACCAUGAAGCUUUCAGCUGGAGUCUCAUUUUGGUCGCUGUGGCAAAUUUUGAAGAAAAUUAUAAAAACAAAUAUAUACAUUUUAUAUAAUGGAAAUUCUAAUUGACAGCUAGUUCAAUUUUAUGACGACCUUGGAUUGAUUUCCCGACGAUCGAGCAAAACAUUCGGAAAGCAUUUCUUUAAAGCUUUAAGCCAAUUUGUGCACCGAUGCAGUUACAAAGAAACCCGUUUGGCCGUAUCAUGGCCAUGUGGCAAUGCGGAAGACAUCCGCUGUGAGCGCCUAAUUGUGGGCUGGGGCACAGCUCCUCUCGUCGCGUUUCGGAAGACGGAACCAAAAACCAAAAAGACAGAAUGCGGUUGCUGGGUCUACUGCACUUCACCAUACUCUUUAUUAAUCUUGAAGUGAUUGCAAAAAAUUGCAUUUGUAUAAUUUA